AUGCCAAUUGAAACAAAAAACACCAAGGUCGUCUGGGGAUUCAUGCUCGAAAACACUUAUUUCAUGGAGUUUGAUCACUCAAACCAUGCAAUUAUUGAAUUAGCUUAUCGUCAGCGACGAUCACGCCAGGCAAGCCAUUACAUUACAAUUCGAGAUUCCAACCUGCCUUCGCCAGCCAGAGUUUACUUUGGGGUUGCCCAAGUUCAUCUAAGAAUGCCUGGUACACGCUACUAUGUCAAGAGGCGCGUACUCAAGGUAUCCACACCAGCUUCAACUCGACGCCAAGUCCAAACCCAAGCCCAAUCUCUAGCUCCAACGUCAGUUCAAGCUCCAGAUUUAGCCCAUGCUCCAAUAUUAGUUCAAGAUCAAGAUCAAGCUCAAACUCAAGCUCAAAGCCUAUCUCUAGCUAUAGCCGCUACAUCUUCAUCUUCGCCUUUGUCUUUAUCAUCAUCAUCAUCAUUUUCAUCUUCACCGUCAUCGUCCUUAUCAUCAGCAUCGUCUUCUUGCUUGCCAAGCCCUAUCUCAGAUCCAAUCUUGAGCAGUUCCAGUUAUGAGCCCUUUCCAACUCAAUUAGAUCCUGCUUUUGAAGCUAUGUUGUGGAGUGGAGACCUUGGGUGGUCUUUGCAAACUCAAGCAUUUUUACAACCACAACAACCAUUUCAGUCCUAUCCGCAGCUCUAUAAUCAGCCUCCUCUUUCUCUUCUUCCUCCUCAUCUUCCUCCUCAAUCUCUUUCUGCUACUUCUGCUACUGAUACUACUAUUUCUGCUCCUGUGAUCCAAAACCAGUAUCUGUCGGCAAAUAUAGAAACACCUGUCGAAAGGUUAUUGUGGGACCAGUGGUUUGAGUCUGCAUCUGCGCAAGAUGUUUAUCGAACUCCUUUUAGUACUGCGCAACUCGAUUCUUACACUUCACUAUUGCCAUAUUAA
Phycomyces blakesleeanus NRRL 1555(-) is the source of this 927-nucleotide messenger RNA. RefSeq lists its product as hypothetical. Bases 1 to 927 code for a protein of 308 amino acids. The transcript has a single exon. NCBI's taxonomy places the organism in Eukaryota, Fungi, Mucoromycota, Mucoromycetes, Mucorales, Phycomycetaceae. The record is from RefSeq and is a predicted model, not a curated record.